Messenger RNA from Solenopsis invicta (red fire ant), 767 nucleotides. RefSeq names its product cytochrome P450 6j1-like. Gene Ontology annotation, molecular function: heme binding; monooxygenase activity; iron ion binding. NCBI's taxonomy places the organism in Eukaryota, Metazoa, Arthropoda, Insecta, Hymenoptera, Formicidae. The record is from RefSeq and is a predicted model, not a curated record. Bases 16 to 462 code for a protein of 148 amino acids. The transcript is spliced from 4 exons.
AAUUAGCAUAAAAAUAUGGGUUCAUUAUAUAAGAUGUCAUGUCUUGACAACUCGUGUUUGUCACAAGGGAUAGCGGGGACGCGACAUCGAAUCCAUCUACGUCUUUCCGACUCUGGAGCAGGCGUAACUCCGUUGACAUUCCGACGUUACGUAUUUAAGAUGAUACUUGAGGAAUUAAUCGGGGCUUUCAUCAUUAUCCUAAGCAUUGUAUACAUUUAUUAUAAAUAUGUAAUAUUUAAUUUUUGGCACAAGAAAGGGGUUUUUUAUAUCAAACCCAUUGUACCAAUUGGAAAUAUAUUACCUCUCGUAACUGGAAAAACGCAAGUAGGAGUAUUCUUCCAAGAUGCCUACCAAAAAUAUAAGGAACAUCGCUGUUUCGGAAUGUAUGCAUUUUUUAAACAGAAUUUAGUAAUCACCGAUCUCGACCUUAUGCGAACGGUAUUGAGUAAAGGAAUACAGUAAAGGAAUUCAAGUCUUUUCAUGAUCGUGGACUGUAUUCUAACGAAAAUAUUGAUCCACUGAUCAACCGUUUGUUUUAUACUGGGAAAAACUGGCUAAAUAUACGCGCCAAAAUGUCAUCAACAUUUACUGCAGGAAAAAUGAAGCAGAUGUUUGUCAUAGUUAAGCAAUGUGGCGAAGAACUUGCAAAGCAUCUAGAGAAAAAUGCUCAAAUGGGAGAUACCGUCGAAAUGAGAGAUAUAUUAACAAGGUUUACGAUUUGGCUACUUGCAAUCAAAAAUUGGGCUUGUGAGUCUUCUAUCAAAAUA